CAUUCUGGAAGGCAAGAGGAAAAAAUGGAAAACGCGGAAUAAAGUUGAAGACUUUCAAACGUGUCUAGUAGCUAACCAUUUUUCCUUUCUUUAUUUCUUUGAAACUUUCAGUUUCACAUUUUUCACUCACUUUCAUGGUUUCUUUGUCUUUGUCAAAAUCACAUUUUUUUGGUUGCUAUUGAUUAGUAUUAUUAUUAUUCACAAUAAUCAACUUUCAGAAGAUUCUAUUUCAUUCAUAAAACCAAACCAAGAAAGAUUCUUUUUCAUUUCAUCUUCAUUCACCGUUGAAAGUUAGAGAGAGAGAGAGAGAGAGAGAGAGAGAGAGACAGAUAGAGAGAGAAGAGAUGACAAUUGGGUUCAUGGAGGUGCUUCUGGUGAAAGCAAAGGGUCUUCAACAAACUGAUGUCUUUGCUCGCAUGGAUCCGUAUGUUUUGUUACAAUACAAAAGUCAAGAGAAAAAGAGCAGUGUUCUUCAUGAGGGCGGCAGCAGUCCUGUAUGGAAUGAGAAGUUUGUAUUCAGAGCGGAAUACCCUGGAUCAGGUGACCAGUACAAGCUCAACCUUAAAAUCAUGGACAAGGAUGUUUUUUCUAGAGAUGAUUUUGUUGGUCAAGCCAUAAUCUAUGUAAAAGAUUUAUUGGUGGAAGGAGUAGAGAACGGAUCAGCUGAGCUUCGUCCUCGCAAGUAUAGUGUGGUUCGAGCUGACAAUUCUUAUUGCGGUGAAAUCGAAGUCGGUAUAACUUUCACUCGAAAGGAAGAUGAAUAUGCCGACAACGACAUUGGAGGAUGGAAGGAUAGUGAAUAUUAACUCAUUGUGCAUCAGAUGUAGGAUUUGGAAUGGUAGAUGAAGGGUUAUGUGACAAAAGAACUUGCAAUUAAUUGAGAUGGUUGUUAAUGAGUUUCAUUGUACAAUUUGUAAUCAGACAAUGAGUUAAUCAUAUGUGCAUUACUUUGAAUUAUUGUUUUGUGAUUUUAGUUUAAGUAAAUACUCAUUUGGUAGAAUGUAAUUGUAAAAACCUUGGAGUCAUCAAUCUAGCUACUUUGAAAUCAUCUAUUUGAUGGUGAAA
Messenger RNA from Trifolium pratense (red clover), 1065 nucleotides. Its product is annotated as 16 kDa phloem protein 1. The transcript has 5 exons. The record is from RefSeq and is a predicted model, not a curated record. Bases 345 to 806 code for a protein of 153 amino acids. NCBI's taxonomy places the organism in Eukaryota, Viridiplantae, Streptophyta, Magnoliopsida, Fabales, Fabaceae.